This is a messenger RNA of Myotis davidii, 688 nucleotides long. Its product is annotated as BPI fold-containing family A member 2-like. Gene Ontology annotation, molecular function: lipid binding. The transcript is spliced from 5 exons. The record is from RefSeq and is a predicted model, not a curated record. The coding region runs from base 95 to 688 and encodes 197 amino acids. NCBI's taxonomy places the organism in Eukaryota, Metazoa, Chordata, Mammalia, Chiroptera, Vespertilionidae.
UAUAAGGGCCACCACCACCCAGAAGAAUCCCAGGAGACCGUGCAGGAGAACAAGGAUUCGCGAUCAUCCUCCUCCAAACCCGUGUCAGCACAAGAUGUUUCAGCUUUGGAAACUUGUUCUCUUGUGUGGCCUGGUCUCUGGGACCUCAGCGGGCAUUAUUCACGCACUUGGCGAAGGCGUCGGUAACAUUGUAUACGGCCGGAAAACUGCUGUUGAUAAUGGACUUGGGGACAUUCCACUUCUUCAGAGCCUGAGGGUGGACGACAGCCUGCUUCAGUAUCACAAAGCUCGGGAAAAAACUAUAGAUUUAUUGGAUGACGCCCUUUCUGAAUUAUCUGCAAAGAGGCAGGAAUUGCAGCCUCUGGUUUGGAAUACAUUCCACCUGAAUGUUUCCUUGGACUUCGUGGGUACUGUCCAAAUUGAAACUGAUCCCACGACUGGUGACUCCAAAGUGGUCAUGACAGAAUGCCACCUCGACCCAGAGAGCCUCUCAUUCACCUUGUUGGGCGAACAACGCACACUGGUCAACAAGCUCUCAGGCACUGUGAGCAGCUUCCUGAGCGACACUGUGUCCUCCCUGGUGCAGAGACAGGUGAGUUCUCCACUCCUGGGGGCCCAGAGCCAGGCCUGGUGGGGGCAGUGCACAUUUACAGGCCUGGAUGUGCUCUCUGGGCCCCCCUCCUUCUGA